AUGAACUUCUUCAGGCCCUUCUCGCCGCCGGGGAAGCCGCCGGUGAGCCCCAGCAGCUCCUUCUCGAAGGCGGCCUCGCCGGCGCCGAUGGCCGGAGCGGGGGAGGCCGUCGGCGUCGGCGGCGGAGCGGGUUCUCCGCCAGAGGCCGGCGGGGGGUCGUUGAGGAACUUUUGGAGGCCCUCCUCGCCGUUGCAGAGGCCGCGCCCGCCCAAGAUCUCCGACAGCCGGAACUUGGCGGAGAUCCUCGCCGGCGGCGCCGCCGGGAAGCCCGCCGACGGCAGGCGAUGCCCCCCCCCCCUCGCGAGAUGGGCCGGCGAGGCCGCUCCCCAGAAGGACGACCUCGCCGGAACAAGGAAGGACGACGCCAUCGCCAGGCCCCGAGAGCUGCCCGGAGAGGAGGAGGAGGAGGAGGAGGAGGAGGACGACGACGACGAUGACGAGGAAGGGAUUCGGAUAGAGGAUACGAGAGAGAGAGAGAGAGAGAGAGCCCUUCCAGAGCUCGCUCCGCCGCGAGGAUCCGGCCAUUAUCUCUGCACCGCACGUUGCCGUGGUGGGCCAGCAGACCCAGCGGCGGUAAAAGUCCAAGGUCAAAUCUUCGGGUAAUUCUUCCGAAAACCCGCCGCCGGGCGGACGUGGUCUCCGACAGGGACGGAUUCACCGCCACCUGGGGGUUUCUUCCAUUCACUGUACGUACUUGUUAUCGGCCCUUCCGGUUUUCCAGUACCAGCUGGAGAAAGGAAUCCGAUCUCUUCCCGAGAUUAACCUAAAGGGUUCGUCGUAACCUCCAUUCUAAGACCUGCUUCUUGCUAUUCGCAGGUUCCGGCUGCAAAACCUCUCCUGCUUGAUCAGAAAAUUUUCUCCGGGAACUCCGUCGGCGUUCCUGCGGAAGAACACCGACGAAGAAGGGUCCAGAGACCACGUCGAUGGCAUGGUUAAAACCCUCCUAGAAAAGAGAUAA
Molecule: messenger RNA, 958 nt
Organism: Spirodela intermedia
Lineage: Eukaryota; Viridiplantae; Streptophyta; Magnoliopsida; Alismatales; Araceae
Source: the annotation of a GenBank genome assembly